This is a messenger RNA of Klebsormidium nitens, 1372 nucleotides long. Lineage: Eukaryota; Viridiplantae; Streptophyta; Klebsormidiophyceae; Klebsormidiales; Klebsormidiaceae. The record is from the annotation of a GenBank genome assembly.
AUAUAAGUACAUCCUGGAUGUUCUCUUCUCAUGGCAUAAGUACAUCCUGGAUCGACCAGGCUAGAUUUCUAUCACGUGAAAGCAAAUCGGACGACAAACCAAGAGGGGUUAUUACGAUCGACGGUCGGCUGUGCGUCAGUGCGUACAAAGAUUUGCAGGGUGGCGCAGUUGCCAGUGCCCCUGGUGACGGUCACCAGGAGCAUUAAUUGCCAUUUGGCAGGCAGCAUUGCAUGAGCAGAUCAAUCACUGCUUCUUUCAAGCACAACGGACUUCGCCACUGCCAAAAGGUGGUGGAGGACUGCUUAUUAGUGCACGAAUCGUGCUGAAACCUUCCACCACUCGUUCCACCAUCAGCAUUUCUAGUCAAUCAUGAGGACUCAAGCGAUGAGAGCCGCCUGGCGCUCUGCGCUAACAAGGAUGGGCCGUCCGAAUGCAGGCAGAAGCGUUGCAUGUGGUGCGCUCAGCCAGGGCCCCGCAGUAAGGGCAGUGGUGCAUCAAGCAUGCAAUGGCUCACAAGGAGCGCGCCGGGGGAACUGGUUGGCGGCAACAGCAGCAGUUGCAGCUUUUGUGGGCAGUGGUACAGUGAGCGCAGAGGAGGCUGAAAGGACCUUCAUUGCAAUCAAGCCUGAUGGAGUGCAGAGGGGACUGAUCGCUGACAUCAUCGCCCGCUUUGAGAGGAAAGGCUACAAGCUGGUGGCAGUCAAGAUCCUCGUCCCCACAAAGGAGUUUGCUGGAAAGCACUACGCAGAGCAUGAGGGGCGCCCCUUCUUCGAGGGCCUUACCGAUUUCCUCAGCUCGGGGCCGGUCCUUGCAAUGGUGUGGGAGGGACAGGGCGUUGUCACUUACGGGAGGAAAAUGAUUGGAGCGACGAAACCGCUGGAAUCGGCGCCAGGAACCAUCAGGGGAGACUUUGGCAUCCAGGUUGGCAGGAACAUCAUCCAUGGGAGCGACUCGCCAGACAGUGCCAAGAAGGAGAUUGGGCUGUGGUUCACGCCCGAAGACCUUGUAUCUUACGGAUUGGACAUCCACAAGUGGGUGUACGAGAAGUAGCUUAAAAACCCUCGUCAGGUCACAAGUCGACACAGUCAUGAUAGUGGUGCAACUGCCUUCAAUUAGAGCGCGUUUGCGAUGUUUCGUUUUGAUUCGUUUCAAGAGACGCGACUGCCAAGUGCCGAACGAGUUUUCAGAGACAAACCAGCAGUCGCUGGAUGUAGACAACUAGAUUCCCGGUUUUGUUAAACAGGUCGACGGGAAGCUUGCAAGGUCAAACGUAAUAAGCUAUGUGGCAACGUCGUACAAAGCAUCAACAUGGCAGGACUGCAAAUGUAUCUUGUUCAAUGCUGCCCGUCAGAUGCAUCCAUCAUCGCCGCAG